Messenger RNA from Dermacentor silvarum, 757 nucleotides. RefSeq lists its product as uncharacterized. Lineage: Eukaryota; Metazoa; Arthropoda; Arachnida; Ixodida; Ixodidae. The record is from RefSeq and is a predicted model, not a curated record. The transcript has 2 exons. Bases 49 to 405 code for a protein of 118 amino acids.
GCGCGUGAGCCAGCGUGAUGGAACCGGCUCGUUUCGGGUAGCGGUGCCAUGGAACCCAUCUUUGCCUCCGACGACAUGCACGUGAGCGCCAACGGCGGGGCAGCCUUCAACGGGGCGGCCAGCGCCAGCCACGCUGUCCACGCGGUCAACAACAUCAGUUCCUGGGGCAACGUGAUCGCAGCCAACGCCAGCAGGGCACGCAAGCUGGCCCGCAGGGACGACCUCGCCGCGGCAAAGGUGGUGGGCAUCUGGCUCGGCUGCUUCUUCAUCAUCUUCCUGGUGGUGGGCAUCCCGAACUACAUCCAGAAGAAAAUGCGCGAGGCGCAGGAGAACAACGAACGGAUGUCGGCGCUCGAGGGAAUAGAGCGGCGGCUCUCCACGGGCGAGCUCCGGAGUUCCGAGUGACGCCCCACCCCGUUGGCGGCGCUGGCCGGGGUCGCAUCGACGUCGACGACGCGCGAUCCAACAGCAACGAUCCAGCCGCCGCGAUCGGGCCCCCACGCCAAGGAAGCAGAAACUGCCACCACUGUGCGAUACCGCACCACCUACAUCGGCAGUGUCGGUUGGACUCGCGUAACACUCUUGACCGUGUCCGAGACCCAGACGUCAGCGACAUGACGAUACUUACUAUACGUGAAGUUCACGCCGCCGAGGAUCGCACGUAUGCGCUGUGGUGACGCAUAAAGGCCGAUGUGCUCCACCGCGCGCCAAGUCGCGUAGCCGUACCCACGAGUUCAAAUGAAUGCGCUCACAAUAA